GCGCCGCGGCGGCCCGUGUGAGGGAGCCCGGCACAAAAUGGCGGCGGGGGGGCGGGCGCUGCGUGCGGGGGGGGCCGGCCGGUGACCGCGCCGCCGCCGCCGCUCCCAGCCGUCACCCGGGGCUAAGCGGGACGGGGCCUUACGGGCCGCGGCUGCACGAUCGCCCUCGGGGCGGCGCCGUCGCCCGCCGCCUCUCCUCAGGCCCGGCGCAGCGGGCCGCCGCGCUCCCCAGCCGGCCGCCGCGGGCCCCGCCGCCUCCUGAGGCGCCGCCGCCCGGGCCCCGCCGGGCCCAGAGCGGAGCGGGGAGCGCCGCGCCGCCGCCGUCCGUGCGGCCCGGUUGGGCGAGCAGGGCGGGAAGAUGGCGGCGGGCGGCGGAGGCGGCGGCCGGGCCUCCUCCUCCUCCUCCUCGGCCGCCGCCUCCUCCUCGUCGGCCGGCGCGCUGGAGGCCUCGCUCGACAGGAAGCUGCAGGCGGUGACCAACACGAUGGAGUCCAUCCAGGGCCUCUCCUCCUGGUGCCUGGAGAACAAGCGGCACCACAGCACCAUCGUCUACCACUGGAUGAAGUGGCUGCGCCGCUCUGCCUUUCCUCAUCGUCUGAACCUUUUUUACUUGGCCAAUGACGUCAUACAGAACUGCAAGAGAAAAAAUGCAAUUGUCUUUCGUGAUACGUUUGCAGAAGUGCUUCCUGAAGCUGCUUCGUUGGUGAAGGAUCCAUCCGUUUCCAAAUCUAUCGAAAGAAUCUUCAAAAUCUGGGAGGACAGGAAUGUGUACCCCGAGGAAACCAUUUUGGCCCUAAAAGAAGCUCUGAGUACCACUUUCAAAACUCAGAAGCAGCUGAAAGAAACCCUGAACAAACAACCGAAUAAGCCGUGGAAGAAAUCACAAACAUCCACAAACCCGAAAGCUGCUUUGAAGUCCAAGAUUGUUGCUGAAUUCAGACCACAGUCUCUUAUUGAAGAAUUGCUAUUAUACAAGCGCUCGGAAGACCAGAUAGAACUGAAAGAGAAACAGCUUUCCACUAUGAGAGUGGACGUCUGCAGCACUGAGACACUUAAAUGUUUAAAAGAUAAAACAGGAGGAAAGAAGUUCUCCAAGGAGUUUGAAGAAGCAAGUUCAAAGCUGGAAGAAUUUGUAAAUGGCUUAGACAAGCAAGUGAAAAAUGGCCCCUCUCUCACCGAAGCCCUGGAGAACGCCGGUAUAUUUUAUGAAGCGCAGUAUAAGGAAGUCAAGGUGGUAGCAAAUGCUUAUAAAACAUUCGCUAAUCGAGUGAGCAAUCUAAAGAAAAAGCUAGACCAGCUGAAAGCAACACUUCCUGAUCCAGAGGAGUCUCCUGUUCCUUCUCCGAGUAUGGAUGCCCCGUCUCCGACAGGCUCCGAGUCCCCUUUUCAGGGCAUGGGGGAGGAGGAUAACUCCCGGUCUCCGGUGGUUGGAAGCCGCAAGACGGUAUCUCCAGAGCCUGUGACGGAUAAUCGGGAUGUGGAAGACAUGGAGCUGUCUGAUGUGGAGGACGAUACGUCUAAAAUUAUUGUGGAAGAGAGGAAGGAGAAGCAGGCUCCUCCAGCUUCAGCACCCGUCAAGACUGAAAGCAUCCCCAAAGCGGUGCCGUCUACCGCUGCGGUGGGCACAACCUCGGUGACGGUGACAACGCCUGCCCAGACUCCUCCAACCCCUCCGGCUCCAAAGGCAGUGAGCGCGGCGGCGCCCAUCCCUCCGUCGCCAGCGCUUGCAUUGCCCAACCUGGCCAACGUGGACCUGGCAAAGAUCAGCUCCAUCCUUAGCAGUUUAACUUCUGUCAUGAAAAACACAGGUGUCAGUCCCGCCUCGAGACCUUCUCCAGGAACCCCGACCAGCCCAACAGCUCUUACUAGCGGCCUGAAGACUCCUGUCAUGGGAACUCAGUCUGCUCCUUCCAACCCAUUAGCAAAUAUUCUCUCCAAAGUUGAAAUAACUCCUGAAAGUAUUUUGUCUGCUCUCUCCAAAACCCAGACUCAGACCGCACCAGCAUUGCAAGGUACCAGAGUGGGUCGCGAGGGAAUGGCUAACUGUGUGUUCGGUGGCAGUAGCCACGCUGAAACGUGCUGCAGUGCUUAUCCUAAAGCGAAAAUGAAAAACUUUUAUGUGGAAUGUAUUACGUCUGUGGCAAGGUGACUUUUUCUCAGGUAGCCCACGUGUUACGGAUCAGCAAGUUCACUUACUUUGCUGUACGUCUUCACAUUUUUGCCGUGACUGAAGGGCGCUCAUCCAGAACGCUUGGUUGAAGGGCGC
Falco peregrinus (peregrine falcon) is the source of this 2266-nucleotide messenger RNA. RefSeq names its product regulation of nuclear pre-mRNA domain containing 2 (gene RPRD2). Gene Ontology annotation, biological process: mRNA 3'-end processing. The transcript has 10 exons. Gene Ontology annotation, molecular function: RNA polymerase II C-terminal domain binding. The record is from RefSeq and is a predicted model, not a curated record. Gene Ontology annotation, cellular component: RNA polymerase II, holoenzyme. NCBI's taxonomy places the organism in Eukaryota, Metazoa, Chordata, Aves, Falconiformes, Falconidae. The coding region runs from base 359 to 2149 and encodes 596 amino acids.